AUGCAAGGCCUUUACGAACAGGGCAAGAAGAAGCUGAUCGCUAUCAAUGACGCGUUCAGCUCUCUUCAACAAGCCACAGAUGUCGGCUUGCUAACCAAAAGUACAUUAGCUCUGCUAUUUGGGCAUCUUGGAAAGUACGAGGAAGCACUGAAGCGUAGUAAAGAGGUGCUCCAGUUAGCGCUCGAGGCAGUUGAAAAGGCCAAAAAGGGAGGAAAGGGCGACACAGCUUCUGUGACAAGACAACGGGGAGCUCUUGGUUCAAUUCAAUACGAUCGGGCCGAGGUCCUCACCUACGUCGGACGAUACGUGGAAGCCGAGGAGAUGAAUACCCAAGCUUUGGAGAACAUACAGAGGAACUUGGGCAGCAAGCACGUGUCAACGCUUAACUGCUGGAGUCUCAAAGCACGCCAUCUCGCCGCUACCUCUCGGUUACCGGAAGCCGAAGAGCAGUGCCAAAAGACGUUGAAAGUUAUGCGGAAGGAAAUUGGCAAGGAACAUCCUUCUACCUUGAAGACACUUGGUGUUCUGGUCUACGUCUACCGGCUCCAGGCUCGGCUGACAGAAGCGUUAGAUACGGCCAAGUAUCUCCUUGAAAAAUGUAGGACCAGCGACGCAUUUGGAGAGGACCAUCCAGAGACGAUCAGUUCAAUGUGGCAGCUUGCUGAAGUGUACCUUGCACGGGGAGACUUCAAAAAUGCAUUGCAUUACCAGGAUCAAGCUGUGAAGUUGGCAGACAAAGUCCUCGGAAAGGUUCACCCUACGGUGGUCAGUUACAGAGCCUGCUUGGCACGCGUCUAUUGCAAUAGAGGAAACUGGGCACAUACAGCAACCCUUUGUGUCGACAUUCUCAAAGACUAUGGUGUGAUCAUCUCUGAGGCGUUUCAGGAUGUUGUCUCGACAAUGCAAUGUCUCGGUGUUACCGAGCGGGAACGCCUUCACGGAAACCUUGAAGUGGCAGAAGAAAUACAAACCAAAGCCCACGAAUACAUCGAAAAGAAGCUAGGCAAAAACCACGCGGAUACUCUGUCCUCGAAAUGGGACUUAGCAUUGACGAAGCUGAAAAGAAACCAAGACGGCGCCCUGAGCGAGCUCGAGCACGUCACUGCAUCGCGAAGAAGAGUUUUAGGAGAAGACCACCCAGACACACUCGCGGCACGGCAUCACCUCAGUGUGGCAAAGUUCAACAUGUUCCGCAACCUGAGCGAGCUGGCUGAGCAAGCUGAAGUUCUUCGUUUGUGCAUCCACCUCUUAGGAGAGGAACACCCAAGCACAAACUCGGCACGGAUCGAUCUGUCGAACGGAUAUCAUCUGGUAGGGAUGCUCACGGAUGCAGAGCAGCUGCUGUUGAAAGCGCUCAAGGUCCAGAUCAAGACGUUG
Molecule: messenger RNA, 1377 nt
Organism: Hyaloscypha bicolor E
Lineage: Eukaryota; Fungi; Ascomycota; Leotiomycetes; Helotiales; Hyaloscyphaceae
Product: TPR-like protein
Exons: 2
Molecular function (GO): protein binding
Source: RefSeq, a predicted model, not a curated record